Colletotrichum tamarilloi is the source of this 2028-nucleotide messenger RNA. RefSeq lists its product as uncharacterized. The record is from RefSeq and is a predicted model, not a curated record. Bases 1 to 2028 code for a protein of 675 amino acids. Gene Ontology annotation, cellular component: mitochondrial inner membrane. NCBI's taxonomy places the organism in Eukaryota, Fungi, Ascomycota, Sordariomycetes, Glomerellales, Glomerellaceae. Gene Ontology annotation, biological process: protein insertion into mitochondrial inner membrane from matrix; mitochondrial respiratory chain complex III assembly. Gene Ontology annotation, molecular function: ATP hydrolysis activity; ATP binding. The transcript has 2 exons.
AUGAUAGACUUAGGCAAGAUGGACUUCUCAACCCUCUUCAAGGGCAACCUGACCGCCAUGGCGGAGAACAUGACGGGCGGCCGGGGAGGCUACGGCGCGGGCAACAGCAACAAGAUGAUGGAGUCCCUGCUGCCAAUGCUGGGCGGGCAGUUCAACCCCGUCGUGCGCUCCCUGAUGCUCCUGUACCAGAUGAUCGGCUCCAACCUGGGCAUCGACCCGACGCUGAUCCUGACGCUCGCGGGCUUCUUCUGGGCCGCGAACCGCGUCGUCCGCCAGGCCUACGGCGCCGUCUUCCGCCUGAUCCAGGAUAACUUCAUGAGCUCCAUCCACGUCUCGAGCACCGACGAGAUUUACACGCACAUGAUGAAGUGGCUGGCGCUCCAGCCGCUGAUGGCGAGCUCCCGCUCCCUGACGGCCGAGACAGUCAGCAAGACGGCGUGGGAGGAGGAGGAGGAGCUCGAGGCCCUGCAGACGAGGACGAUUGCCGGGAGCGGGAGCGGCGCGACUGAGUUUCUCAACUUUUCCAACCAAGAAGCCAAAGCUCCCCCGCGAUACGUCCCCGCCGUCGGCGUCCACGGCUUCUGGUACAAGAAGCGCUACUUCCGCCUCCACCGCAAACAGCAGUCCGUCUUCGACGGCGAGUCCAACUACGGCACCUUCCGCAAGGAAGAGGACCUCAUCGUCUCGUGCUUCGGCCGCAACCCGGAACCCAUCAAGGAGCUCCUCCGCUUCGUCAAAGAGUUCUACUACCAGGACCACUACGCGCGCACGACCAUCAAGCGGCCCAGCCCGGCGCCGAUGCGCCGCUACGGAGGGCGGUAUAACUGGAGCCAGGUCGCCAACCGGCCCGUCCGCCCCAUGCGCACCGUCGUGCUCGACCCGCGGCAAAAGGCGCAGGUCAUGGCCGACAUGAACGAGUACCUCCACCCGGCGACGCCGCGGUGGUACGCGAACCGCGGGAUUCCGCUGCGGAGGGGGUAUUUGUUCUAUGGACCGCCCGGGACGGGCAAGACUUCGCUUUCGUUUGCGCUCGCUGGCGUGUUUGGGCUCGAUAUCUUUGUGAUUUCGCUGCUGGAGCCGACGUUGACGGAGGAGGAUCUGGGGACGCUGUUUAAUUCGCUGCCGCGUCGGUGCGUGGUGCUUCUGGAGGAUAUCGACACCGCGGGCCUCGCUCGCGUCGAAGACGAGACGGAGACUGACGCCGCUGGUGGUGGUGCUCCCAACGGCACCAAAGACGGCGACUCCAAACCCAACCGCAACAACUCCACGGACAACACCAAGGACGAAAGCAGCAAAAAGACCUCUUCGACAACAAACAAAGACGACUGGAAAGUCUCGGACCUCGCCCGCGCCCUGAAAAAGGAAUCCAAGGACGACAAAAAGGGCAUCUCCCUCUCGGGCCUCCUCAACGCCAUCGACGGCGUCGCGUCCCAAGAAGGCCGCAUCCUCGUCAUGACGACCAACAAGCCCGAAUCCCUCGACGAGGCCCUGAUUCGCCCCGGACGCGUCGACCUGCAGGUCGGCUUCACCAACGCCACGCCCGCGCAGGUGACGGAGCUGUUCCAGCGCAUGUACGAGGCCGACGGCGCGAGCCCGGCCAAGAGGGUCGACGGGCACGUUGCGCCGCCGACGAACCCCGCGCCGCCCAUUGUGAUGAAUGGGAACGGGAGCGCUUCCGGUUCUUCUUCGUCGUCAUCUCCGUCGACGCCUUUGCCUCUGCAGUCUUCCUUCGCCUCUCCAACAGAGAAAGUCUCCUCUCCAUCGCCAUCGUCACCAGAGACGGACGCAGCGGCAGCACAAGCAGUAGAAAAGAACAAGCGCCACGAAUUCGACGGCGAGGAGCUGGGACGCAUCGCCGACGAGUUUGGCGCCCUGAUCCCCGACGGCCUCUUCAGCCCGGCCGAGAUCCAGGGGUUCCUGCUGAAGCGGAAAAAGGAUCCCCGACGGGCGCUGCGGGAGACGGCGGCGUGGGUGGAGGGGAUGCGGCAGCAGAAGGAGAACAAGACCAAGGUGCUCAGGGUGCAGUGA